Molecule: messenger RNA, 1083 nt
Organism: Fusarium tjaetaba
Lineage: Eukaryota; Fungi; Ascomycota; Sordariomycetes; Hypocreales; Nectriaceae
Product: hard surface induced 3
Exons: 4
Coding region: 1-1083 (360 amino acids)
Biological process (GO): polysaccharide biosynthetic process
Cellular component (GO): membrane
Source: RefSeq, a predicted model, not a curated record
AUGACCACCAAAAAAGAAGGACACAUACAGUGGAUCGAGGGCCUCCGUGGCAUCGCGUCAACGCUGGUCUGGAUCGCUCAUGUUACACGGGCCUAUGAUCUUGACCUCUACUCUCCAGUCUCUGGCGAAGGAUUGAGACCACGACUUUUCCAACUUCCUUUCCUGCGGAUUUUGAUCCAAGGCCGAAUGGGAGUUAUUAUCUUCAUCUAUGUCACAGGCUAUGACAAGCUACCGCUAUCUUCAGCAGUCGGGCAACUCUUUGUCAAUAUUUUCAACACCUGGACGGGAGCUGGAAACAAGUAUGACGUUCAUCAGGGCACGCUCUUCGAACUGUUCAAAGGCGGGAUGUAUGUGCUUCUGUUCAUCACUGCAACUGCAAAGGUUCAAGCAAAGUUCAGAAUGGGCGCAUCAUUAAUCCUAUGGGCCUACCUUUGGGCUUGUGGCCGACCGUACCUUAUGCAAUUCUGGUGGGGAGUCUUCAUGAAUGACUUGCAUAACUCUAAACUGUCCCAGCGUAUCUCAUGGAGCAAGUCUAGGUAUAUCCCCUGUCUGGGUUUCUUGUCCGUAGCAGUCGGUCUGUUCAUCGCAUCAUUCCCUGAAAGCCGCAUUGAGUUGGCUCCCUGGUCACAUUGGCAAAAUCAGAUCUUAUCAGCAAUUGUCCCUAAGGACUCCGAAUUUCCCAAGUUCGCAUCUUCCUUCGGAUUCUGUCUUUUCACAAUUGGCGGAGUCUUGUUACCUGGGUAUACAGACAUUCUAUCCCAUCGUGUCCUGGUAUGGCUCGGCAAGCGGUCAUUCGCGGUGUAUCUUCUCCACGGUACGCUGCUAAGAUGGUUACUCACGUGGAUGGUAUAUGGAACUUCUCUAUCACCCACUCUACAGGUUCAACGGCCAGAAGGUGCUUCUCCAAAACUUGAAUAUGCGGGUAAUACGUGGCUACUCUUUUGUCUACCACCUUGGCUUGGGGUUCUAUAUGGACUCGCUGAGAUGUGGACAAGAUAUGUUGAUACGGCAGCUGAACGAUUCACCAAUCAGGUUGUUGCCUACAUUCGACAGGAGGAGCUGAAGGGCUUGUCAUUGGUCUGA